UUAAUUCCAUCAACUUUAACAAAUCAUUUGAAGCUAAAUUAUCUCUUUGAGUUCUUAUAGCAUUAAUAUUUUGUUUAGAAACAUUAUACAUAUGGGUAGUUCAACUGUUUUCCUUAUGUUCCUUAAUUUGGUGUUCUUCACCAUGGUUAGCUCUUCCUAUACAACUCCUCCUCCUCCUCCUAAUUCUAAAGCCAAAUGUCCUUUGGACACUCUUAAGUUGGGAGUGUGUGCAAAUCUGUUGCAUCUUGUAAUUAUUGGGGAUCCAUCCAAGACUCCUUGUUGCACACUUAUUGGGGGUAUAGCUAAUCUAGAAGCUGCUAUCUGCCUUUGCACUGCCAUCAAAGCUAAUAUCUUAGGCAUCAAUCUUAAUGUUCCACUUACAUUGGAAUUGCUUCUCAACAAGUGUAACAAGGAAGUCCCUUCUGGCUUCCAAUGCCCUAAUUAACAACAAUUUCUCAUUAUCUUCAACAUGUGUAAUCAUCAUUAGUACACUAUAUAUGUUUAUUUAAUUUAUGUUUUCAUUACUAUAUAUAUACCAUAUAUGAAGCAAUUUUAAUUUUAAUUUUUAUUAUGUUAUUGGCACAUCUCAUGCCGUCAAAAAUGAG
This is a messenger RNA of Cannabis sativa, 605 nucleotides long. RefSeq names its product 14 kDa proline-rich protein DC2.15-like. The coding region runs from base 92 to 445 and encodes 117 amino acids. The record is from RefSeq and is a predicted model, not a curated record. The transcript has a single exon. NCBI's taxonomy places the organism in Eukaryota, Viridiplantae, Streptophyta, Magnoliopsida, Rosales, Cannabaceae.